Trachymyrmex cornetzi is the source of this 1806-nucleotide messenger RNA. It is a transcript of the gene Kal1, whose product is annotated as anosmin-1 Kallmann syndrome 1. The record is from RefSeq and is a predicted model, not a curated record. Bases 1 to 1770 code for a protein of 589 amino acids. The transcript is spliced from 9 exons. Gene Ontology annotation, cellular component: cell surface; extracellular region. NCBI's taxonomy places the organism in Eukaryota, Metazoa, Arthropoda, Insecta, Hymenoptera, Formicidae. Gene Ontology annotation, molecular function: protein binding; peptidase inhibitor activity. Gene Ontology annotation, biological process: neuron differentiation.
AUGGGUGGCGGUGGCGGUAGAGAGUGGUGGAAACGAAGUAGUGUGGGCCUGGCGUGUAGAGUAGGAGAAGACUGCGCCAGGAGGGCGAGAGCAGGAGAGGAGGAUCAGAUUGCACAGGAAAGUAAGCUCGAUCCCAGUUCGAACGCUUCGGUUCGGUCUUACGGGUUUAGUCUUGAACAGUGGAUUGUUACCGUAGCUGAUCGGGAAGAUCGGGAUAGAUACCUGAGGACCAUCAGCAAUUCGAUGCCGCACGCCGGCAUUCCGACGUCAGCUCUAACCGCGAAGAGAAGGCGCAGGCAACAACUACCGGUCACCCUUAAAAAAUGGUGGCCAUGGUGGUUGCUCCUACCAGGAUGUUUGGCAUCGUGGACGCGAUACGUCGAGGAGUACGACUCCAUUAGAGUGGCCAGGUGCGACGCUCGAUGCGGGGAGAAUCAUUCUGACGAGUGCGUGGAAAAUUGCUUGGCGUCGAAUUACACGAAACCUGGUUAUUGUCCUGAGAGAAUGUCCAUGACGCCCUUCGAAGCUGCUUGUUUGAUCGCCUGCAUCGAUGACUCCCGCUGUCCGGAUUUGGCAAAGUGUUGCUCUCAUGAUUGUGGCAUCACGUGCAUGCAUCCCGUCGGUUUGGACAGUCGAAACGAUUUGCCAGUUAUACCUGAGAAUCUACAGAUACAACAACAAAAGAGAAAUCUAGUACUUCUAACGUGGCGCAAUAGCAGGUCAGGUAUCAGCAACGUGUCCGCUAACGACAAUGACAGAGAUGUUCGGUAUUUAGUCGAAGAGCGUCAUUUGGUCGGCCCUAGGUUCAUAGAAUCUAGAUUGAGUUCUUGGACUGUAUGUCAUGUGUCGACGAAACCACACGCGACCCUUCGAAGUAGGCUGAAAACAGGACACUGGUAUCAGUUUCGUGUGGCGGCUGUCAAUGGAAAUGGAUCACGCGGAUACUCGCAACCUUCCAGGCCCUUUAAAACGAAAGAACCACGGAACCCGAAAGAACCUCAGAACUUGACUUUGUCUAACGCUCGGCUCAUUGGUGGAAAGCUGCGUAUUAAUUUACGAUGGAUUAAACCGACGUCGGACGUGCCGAUAUCGUUUUACAAAAUAUUUUGGAGCAGAUUUAUCCACGGACCAACAAAUGAUUCUAUUCUCGUCUAUCAUAAGACGAUUCUUAAAGAUAAGACCUGCUAUGAAUUGAAAAAUUUGGAACUCAAGUGCCAGUACUUCCUUCAGGUGCAGGCGGUGGCGAUGUACGGCGGUCGGCGUCUUACUUCACGCAAAGCAUCCAAGGUCUUCAAUAGCACCGAUUAUAUGGCGUACGCCGACAUCGGGAGACGUUCUCGCAGAUGCGAGCGAACGCAGGCUGGUCUUCAUGUGCGUCGCAUGAAUUGCCAUUGUGGAGAGAUCAAGGCGCGUCUAGUUUGGCCAACAAGCAGCGACGCUAGCAUGUAUAAUAUCACUUGGCAAGAGGAGUCCUGUUCACGCAAGAAAGGUCCGGAACAUCGUCGGAAAUCCAAUUCUUGGAAAGUGGUUCAGGCAUCUCACUAUGAUUUGCGACAGCUUCAAAACGACUGCAUGUAUAGUGUAAAUGUACGAAAUAUAUUAAAAAAUAGCGAAAAUAUCGGUCAUGGUACUAGUAUAGAGUUCUUCGCAACGGGAUGUCAAGACGAUCAGAAACAGCGGAAGUAUUCGCGGAGAAAAACGAUGCGAUGCAAAACAAAAUCGUCCAGAUCUACAAAACAGUUUUCCGGUUUAUUUGUGAUAAAUAAAUAAAAAUAAAUAAACUUUUGGUUUAUUUGAACGUAUACG